Formica exsecta is the source of this 1388-nucleotide messenger RNA. Its product is annotated as mediator of RNA polymerase II transcription subunit 30-like. Gene Ontology annotation, cellular component: mediator complex. The record is from RefSeq and is a predicted model, not a curated record. The transcript is spliced from 5 exons. The coding region runs from base 401 to 1282 and encodes 293 amino acids. Gene Ontology annotation, molecular function: transcription coregulator activity. Lineage: Eukaryota; Metazoa; Arthropoda; Insecta; Hymenoptera; Formicidae. Gene Ontology annotation, biological process: positive regulation of DNA-templated transcription.
UGCAACAUUACCAGUAGCAGGUAGUUUUAUACGAUAUAUCAUGUCGAUGAAAUAUUAUUUAUAUAUAAAUAUGUGUUAUAUACCCCAUCGUAUGUUCCUAAUAUAAUACAUAAUAAAAAAAGAAAGGAAAAGUAUACAAAUGCAAAAAGUUCAAUGAUAUGAAUAAUUGCAUUACUUGCGCUGUGCAAAUGCGCUGAACGAUGCACUUGACAAUUUCUACGCGUGACACGCGAGAAAACACAUGUUUGUUUCGUGGCUUGACCACGCAUACCAAAGAAUAGAUUUUUAUGUGACUUAUUUGUGUAAAUAAAUGUGACAUCGCUUAUAUUGUUGUAACAACAAAUUUAAUCAGUGGAUAUAUAUUAAUUCGACGAGAUUACUAUUUUAAAAUAAAAUCGACAUGGCUGGGCAACAACAUCCUUUCCUAUCUGGGUUUCCCAAUGUACAGCAAUCAGCUAUGCGUACACAAUUUGGUGGUGGACAAAUGGUAUCUGGUUUAAUAGGACAACAGCAAGGAAAUAUGGUAAACUCUCAGCAAUUUGGUAUGGGAGUAGGAGUUGGAGUAGGUGUUGGUAAUGUUGGAUCUAAUGCCAUGGGAAUGCAAAACUCUCAACAAGUUUUGGCACAGCAGCAACAACAACAACAAUCCAUCGCGAUGCAACAACAAAUGCAACAGAUGCAGCAGCAACAAUUGCAACUGCAGCAACAACAACAGGCUGCUAUGGCUCAACAGAAUAACCAAACUAGCAAUCAAGCUACAACACCGCAAACUCCUGUCCCACCUACUCAGCCACCAUUGCAACAACAGCAAACUAAGGAAGUUAACACUGCCAGCUUAUGUAGAUGUGGACAAGAAACAGUGCAAGAAAUCGUCAGCCGUACUUCAGAACUCUUCCAAUUUCUUAAAAUGCUUCAACCACCUAAUGGUACAGCACAAGGGGCAAACAUGGCAAACGAGAAAAAGAUUAAGAUUUUCGAGCAGUUGAGAAUAAUAAAAAUGAUGUUUAAACGUUUGAGAUUAAUAUAUGAAAAAUGUAACGAAAAUUGCCAACUGCAAGGCAUGGAAUAUACGCAUAUAGAAAGUUUAAUUCCAUUGAAAGAGGAAUGGGAUAUGAAAUCUGAAGAGAAGAAGACUUCGGAAGCUUACAGACUUAUUUGCGAAGAGAGCAAGGAAGUCAUAGAGCAAGUGGUAUUAAAAAAUAGGCACAUUAAAGAAAUAAUUGAUCACCUAAGACGCAUAAUUUCAGAAAUAAAUACAAUGUUAAAUAUGCGUCGCUCUUAGAUAUUGAAAAAUUUUUAAUCUCCAUUAAUAUGUAAGACAAUUAUUUGGCAAAUGAUUGUAAAAACGCACUUAACAAUAAAAUACAUAAAGUUUUCUUACACAGCAA